UUGAGUUUUAUGUGAGCCAGCCCUGGGCUUCUUAAACCCUACCUGAUUCUUUUUCGUUCUCUUCUCCAAAACUCUGAACCGGUUCCUCCUUCGUUCCACAUGCAACAAUGGUGAAAUCAAAUUCCACCAAGUCAAAGAAACCAGAGGACGUUGACCUCCUCAAAUCCGACAUCGCCUCCUUCGCUUCCGAGCUCGGCUUGUCCACUAAUCAACCACACUCAGGUUUCAACGAUGUCGAUUUCCGCAAAAUCAAGCCGAACAAGCCCCCAAAGAAGAAGCAACAAACGCCCGAAAAACUCACACCCCAAAAUUCCCAGAAUCCAAAGAUCAAAACUUUCGGCAAAAACAACGGACCCCACGAGAAGCGCAACGCCAAUCCCGAACCGAAACCGAAACCCCCUGUUCUAUCACUGGAGAACGGUGCCCACAGGGAAAAGGGGUUCAACAACAAGUUUAGGAACCUUCCAAAGCUUCCUUUAAUGAAGGCAAGUGGUUUGGGAGUGUGGUUUGAGGACAUGGGUGAGUUGGAAGUGAAGGUGAUUGGGGAAGGGAAGAAGGUGGAGGUGAAGGAUGUGGGAGAGUGGAAAGGGUUUGUGGAGAAAAAGAGGGAAUUGGGGGAUAGGUUGAUGGCACAGUUUGUUCAGGAUUAUGAGUCAUCAAGAGGGCAGAGUAGUGAUAUUAAGAUGUUGGUUUCAACACAGAGGUCUGGGACUGCUGCUGAUAAAGUUUCUGCUUUUGCUGUGCUUGUGGGGGAUAAUCCAAUUGCAAAUUUGCGUUCUCUUGAUGCUCUUUUGGGAAUGGUGACAUCCAAGGUUGGAAAGCGCCAUGCCUUGACAGGUUUUGAAGCACUUCAAGAAUUAUUUAUUGCAAGCUUAUUACCAGAUCGUAAAUUGAAGACCUUGAUACAGCGGCCCCUAAAUCAUGUUCCUGAAACUAAAGAUGGUUACUCCCUUCUCCUUUUCUGGUAUUGGGAGGAAUGUUUGAAGCAGAGAUAUGAACGGUUUGUUGUUGCACUUGAAGAAGCAUCACGAGACAUGCUACCUGCUCUAAAAAACAAGGCAUUAAAGGCCGUAUACGUGCUACUGAGUCGGAAGUCAGAGCAAGAACGUAGACUACUUUCUGCACUUGUCAAUAAACUUGGGGAUCCAGAUAAUAAGGCAGCAUCUAAUGCUGACUUUCACUUGUCCAACCUUUUGUCUGACCACCCAAACAUGAAGGCUGUGGUUAUUGACGAGGUGGAUUCUUUUCUCUUUCGGCCUCAUUUAGGACCUCGUUCACAGUACCAUGCUGUUAACUUCUUGAGCCAAAUUCGUCUCACAAAUAAAGGAGAUGGACCAAAAGUGGCGAAACGUCUUAUAGAUGUAUAUUUUGCAUUGUUUAAGGUUUUGAUUUCUGGCGCAAGCAGCAAUCAUAAAUUUGAUAAAAGAAGCAAGGCAAAACCAAAAGAAGAAAAAUCAAAAGAGUCAUCAGAAUCACAUGUGGAAUUGGACUCUCGUCUUCUAUCAUCUCUCCUAACUGGAGUGAAUAGAGCAUUUCCCUUUGUCUCAAGUAAUGAAGCUGAUGACAUUGUUGACAUUCAAACGCCAGUACUUUUCCAAUUGGUUCAUUCAAAGAAUUUCAAUGUUGGAGUUCAAGCACUGAUGCUUCUUGAUAAAAUUUCAUCCAAAAAUCAGAUAGCAAGUGAUCGGUUUUACCGUGCUUUGUACUCUAAACUUUUGCUUCCGGCUGCCAUGUAUACAUCCAAGGCAGAAAUGUUCAUUGCACUUCUUCUCAGAGCAAUGAAAAGGGAUAUUAAUUUAAAGCGCGUGGCUGCAUUUUCUAAACGUCUAUUGCAGAUUGCACUUCAGCAGCCACCACAAUAUGCCUGCGCAUGUCUUUUCCUUCUUUCUGAACUCCUUAAAGCCAGACCACCUUUAUGGAACAUGGUGUUGCAGAACGAGUCUGUUGAUGAGGAACUUGAACACUUUGAAGAUGUUAUAGAAACUGAUAAUGAGCCUAGCACUGUAUCAACUAAACAAAAUGAUGAUAUUGGAGUUGUUCAGAAUGGUGAGGAUGGCAAUUCUGACUCCAGUUCUUCUGAAAGUGAAGAUGAUCUUCCAGCAUCUUCUGAAGAUGAUGAUUUGGAUGAUGAUGCUUCAGAGGAUGCAGAUUUUUUGCUUGCAAAGAAUGAAAAAGAACAUAAGAAACCAAAAAAAUCAAAAUCUGUAUCUGAUAAAGAAGGUCAGCAGUCACAAUUAUCUGUCAAGAAGUCUUCCCUUCCUGGAGGCUAUGAUCCACGACACAGAGAGCCUUUGUACUGCAAUGCAGACCGUGUAAGUUGGUGGGAGUUAAUGGUGCUUGCUUCACAUGCACACCCUUCGGUUGCUACUAUGGCCAAAACUCUUCUUUCUGGGGCCAACAUUGUCUAUAACGGAAAUCCCUUAAAUGACCUCUCUAUGACUGCUUUCCUGGACAAAUUCAUGGAGAAGAAAGCGAAACGAAGCACAUGGCAUGGUGGUUCUCAGAUUGAACCUGCCAAGCAGAUGGAUGUUAACAACCAAUUGAUUGGAGCAGAAAUUCUUUUACUAGCUGAGGAAGAUGUACCUCCUGAGGAUCUUGUCUUCCACAAGUUCUACACAAACAAAAUGAGUUCCUCUACUAAACCGAAGAAAAAGAAAAAGAAGUCAGCUGAUGAGGAAGCAGCUGAGGAGUUGUUUGAUGUUGAUGAUGGUGAGGUUGAUGGAGGGGAUGAGAGUGACAAUGAAGAGAUUGAGAACCUGUUGGAUUCUACUGAUCCAACUUUAGGACCAGACAGUGACUAUGAUUAUGAUGAUUUGGAUGAAGUAGCUGAUGAGGAAGAUGAGGACUUGAUUGGUGAUGUUAGUGAUGCAGAGAUGAAUAUGGAUAUACCCUCUGAUAUGGAAGAGGAAGAGGUUGAUGCUUCUCCACCUGAUGAUGAUGACAUUGAUAUUCAGGUUGGAGAUGUUGAUGAUGCCUCUGAUGGUGAUGAGGAGGAAGCUGGCAAAAGAAAACGAAAGCAUGAAAGUGGUGGUAAGAAAGGUGUAUCUCCAUUUGCUAGUUAUGAAGAGUUUGAGCAUCUAAUGGAAGAUGAUGACCAUGCUGAGAAGAAAUCUUAUCCCAAGAAAACCAAGUCUAAGAAAAGAAAAGGUUAAUCAGCUGAAUUUCCUCAGACAAGAGACGGCUGCGGCCAGAUAGAGUGUUGGCAAAGCAUCAACAAAUUUUUUGUUAACAGUUUUGAGAAACUCAAAAAAUCAGGCAAUGAAGUAUCACCAUGUAGUUUGUACUCUUCAUUUUUCUUAUUACCUUUUACUAUUGCUUGUGGCUGUUGAAUUUGAUGCCCAUGUAAUCAUCUUUUGGGCAGUGUACAAUUUUGUCAACUAAGAAUCAAAUUUUGAUAUGUUACUGUUUCAAAAAAUGGCAUGCGGAUUGCUCUGCUAUUUAUCUAAAAUGGUGAGAAUAUAGUUUUGUUGUUA
This is a messenger RNA of Glycine soja, 3473 nucleotides long. Its product is annotated as CCAAT/enhancer-binding protein zeta-like. Gene Ontology annotation, cellular component: nucleus. The transcript has 16 exons. Bases 108 to 3152 code for a protein of 1014 amino acids. NCBI's taxonomy places the organism in Eukaryota, Viridiplantae, Streptophyta, Magnoliopsida, Fabales, Fabaceae. The record is from RefSeq and is a predicted model, not a curated record.